Messenger RNA from Melitaea cinxia (Glanville fritillary), 4185 nucleotides. RefSeq names its product rabankyrin-5. Bases 113 to 3721 code for a protein of 1202 amino acids. The transcript is spliced from 21 exons. NCBI's taxonomy places the organism in Eukaryota, Metazoa, Arthropoda, Insecta, Lepidoptera, Nymphalidae. Gene Ontology annotation, molecular function: protein binding; metal ion binding. The record is from RefSeq and is a predicted model, not a curated record.
AUAAUCUUUACUUGUUAUUUGAAGGGAUUAUAUUUUUAUUUUGGUACAAUAAUUAUAAAAAGUAAAGCGCUGAGACUGCUUAUAUUGAUAACGAAAUAAUUAGGACUGCAUUAUGGGGUCGAGUGAAGUAACGAAGCUUCAACAGCAUCUAGCUCUACUUAAAGAAGAGUACGGAAAGCUACAGAGUCAUUGUGCUGAAGUGGAGCGAAAAUAUACUCUUGCGGCGGCUUCGGCUGGCGAUCUAAGUGAAACCAGUUUUGUUGCAAGGCUUCUUAUGACAGUGUCCUCUUUAUACGGAAGAGAAACAUAUUCAGAUAUUAAAAUUAAGCUACAGAACAAGCAUGUUCCUGGACAUAAAUUUGUUUUGAAUGCUCGCUCUGAUGAUUGGAAUGAAGAAGCCCUCAAGAACUUGUCAGAACUUGAUUGGUCAACGCUACCCGAUGAUGUUGGAUCGGGUCUUUUGAAGUGGCUGUAUACAGAUUUAGUAGAUCUGUCUCGGGGAGACUCAUUUGCUUUGCAACUAAUGAAAUCAGCAGCUGAUUACAAGCUGCAUGGACUUGUCGGAAAAUGUGAACAAGCCCUCAUUGCAUCUGUUGGAGUUAGGACUUGCGUAAAGUUUUACUCAGCCGCAGAUGAAAUUGGUGCUUUAGCACUGAAAGAACAUUGUUCCGGUCUAAUAUCUGCCCACUGGGAUGAUUUAACAGGUGAAGACUUUGCCCACAUGUCGUCUGCCCUGCUGUACCGCAUGUUGAAGAGCAAGACAUCACAGCCGCUGCACGGCGCCGUACGACUACUUCGAGAGGACGUCGUGUUCCUGUGCCUCGUGGAGAACCACACUAAUUUGACGGACAUCGUAAACGCGAUGUCGUCUCGCGGCGAGUUGCCGCUGGAGCUGGCUCUGCGCGGUCGGAGUGCGUCAAUCGCCACGACCCUACUGCAGCACUGCGCUGACCCUGACGCUAGGGGACCGCGUGGUAGAACACUGCUACACAGGGCAAUCGAUGCCAGGGACGCUUUCUCUGCCAAGUUUUUAGUUGAUAAUGGAGCCGAUCCUAGUCUUACUACAAAAGAGGAAGGUGACACGGUCCUACAUCUUAUAGCGGCUCUCACUUCAAGUUCUUGCGAUCCGGAAACAAUGGAACAAAUGGUGGAUAUAGCAGAAACCGCGAUCAACAAAGGGGCAGAAAUAAACCGACAGAAUAAAAAAGGAUAUACACCCCUACAUCAAGCAGUCAUCGCGAGGAAUAACAGAAUAUUUGAUAUAUUACUCAAGCAACCUAACUUAGAUACAAACCUACGUACCGUAUCGGACGAGCACCCUCCCUUGUACUACGCCCUCGUUGACGAUAGAAGGGCCUCGAUAUCGUCUAGCGAGACAUUAGUAAUGAACGGAUCAAAUCCUUUCGAUACACCCGUGACGAAUAAGAACGCUUUCACUGAAGAUCCGGUGGAAGGGAAAUCAGACAAUAUCGUGGAAAGAGGUUUUGCUGCGAAGUUGUUGGAGAAGGGGUGCCAACCCAAUCCCUUGUACUCCGGUUCUGGAGAUAGUCUGUUGCACAUCUUGGCGCAGGGCUGGUUUGAGGACUCAGCCGUGUUUCUAACGUCGCAUCUCAACGGCGAUCUGAACCACUGCAACGAAGCCGGACUGAGCGCUCUCCACGCUGCCUGCGCUAAUGGUCUGACGCGGUUAACAACGGCGUUGUUGGAAAACGGAGCUCGGCCUAACAUUCAAACAGCGUAUGGUGAACACGAGGAUACAGUUUACAGACAAACUCCUCUUCACCUAGCCGUGUUAAACAACCACGAAGGGUCGGUGACAGCCAUCAUAGAACACAAGAAAAUGGUAGAGAAAGGCGACCUGCCCGCCGCCGACCGCUCCAGCGUAAGCCUCGUACCGAACCUAAAUCUGAAGAACUCUGAAGGCGACACUCCUGUCAGUCUUGCCCUUACUGAAGCCAACGUAAUAAUUAUUUGUAAAGUUAUUUGCAAUAACUAUUACAAAUUUUUCUUAGGUCACAAGCAUCUGGUGGCGCCGCUAGUGGAAGGAGGCGCGGACCCCAACAUCCGCAAUGGUAAAGGGUUCACACUGCUGCAUCAGGCCAUCGUCGAUGAAGACUCCAGGACCGCCAUCUACCUAUUGGACCACGGCGCCGACAUGAACGCUCUGACGGACGCGGGCGAGACGCCGCUGCAGCUGGCCAUCCACUGCCGCCUGGGGCUGGUGCUGGAGGCGCUGUGCGUGCGCGGCGUGGACAUGGGCCGCCUGGACGCGCACGGCGUGCCGCCGCUGUGGGCCGCGCUCGACUCCGGCCAGGAGGAGGCGGCCAGCAUUUUAGUUCGUAAUGGCGCCGACGCUGACUGCUGGGGACCGGGCCCUGACGGAUGCCUACAAACCUUAUUACAUAAGGCAAUAGAUGAGAAUAAGGAGUCCCUUGCCACAUUCCUCAUCCGGUCUGGUUGUGACGUCGAAAGUCCUAGGAAGACGGGACCCAACGGUGAAGGCGCCGAGGUAGCUUCAGAUAAACAGGCGCCCCUCCAUCUCUGCUGUACGUGGGGACUUACAGAAGUUAUACAGACUCUUCUAGAACACGGAGCAAACAUAAACUCGAAGGACGCCGAAGGAAAGACUCCUCUUCACAUCGCAAUAGAGAACCAACACGCGGCCAUCAUCUCUCUUUUGCUAUCUCAACCGGGCAUCGACCUGUCGGCGCGUGACAACAAGGGCGUGACGCCCUUCGCGGCCGCGCUCACCGCCAGGAACAAUAAGGCUGCUCAGGCCAUCCUGGAGAAGAACCCUUCCGCCGCCGAACAGGUGGACAAGAAGGGUCGCAACUUCCUGCACGUGGCGAUCCAGACGUGCGACAUGGAGAGCGUGAUGUUCCUGCUGUCGGUGGAGGUGGACGUGAACUCGCGCGUGCAGGACGCGACGCUGGCGCCGCCGCUGCACCUGGCGGCGGCCGGCGGCAACGAGGUGCUGCUGCGCAGUCUGCUGCUGGCCGGCGCGCGCCCCAACGACCGCGACGCGCACAAGCGCACGGCGCUGCACGUGGCGGCGGCGCACGGGCAGGCGGGCGUGGUGAGCGCGCUGGCGGGCGGCGGCGCGGACUGCGGCGCGGCGGACGCGGCGGGCGACACGGCGCUGCACGUGGCGGCGCGCGAGGGCCACGCGCCCGCCGCGCGCGCGCUGCUCGCCGACACCGACCUGGACGCCGCCGCCGCCAACCUCAAGGGUCGCAAUCCACUCCACGAGCUCUGCUGGUGUAAAAAGGACAACGCUGCAACGAUAUGUGAAAUUUUUUUAGAGUUUAUGCCCGAUUAUCCUAUCAAUAGGACCGACUUACAGGGCAACACGCCGCUGCUGCUGGCCUACAUGAACGGGCAGGGCGCGCUGUGCCGCGUGCUCGUGCGCGCCGGCGCCUGCCUGGCGCACGAGAACAAGGACGGCGUCUCCAUCUUCAACUACCAGGUAGCGACGAAGCAGCUGCUACAUCGGCUCCUAGACGCGUUGCCGGCCGAGGCGCCGUGGGCCGAGAGCGACCUGUGCCAGGAGUGUGGGACUAAGUUCACGCUCACCAUGAGGAAGCACCACUGUCGUCACUGCGGAAGGAUGUUAUGUAACAAGUGUUCAAGUCAAGAUAUUCCUAUACUCAAGUUCGGAAUGAACAAACCUCAACGGGUUUGCGAAAUAUGUUUUAACGUUUUACAAGUCGGCGCCAGUUAGUUAUAAACGUGUUAUUUAAUUAUAUUAUGAAGUGUGAUAAGUUAUUAUAUAAUAUAAAUGAAAUUAGCUAUGGCUUUUUAUAUGGUUUAAGAAUUUUUUAUGAAAUGUAAUGUCUUUAAUACAAUAAUAUCCUAUGAAGAUAAAUGAAACUAAGCAUUGUAUUUUAAGUGCUGCAUUUCAACUUUAUAGUUCAUUCUUUUUAUUGAUAGAUCUCGAUUUUUAGAAAUAGAAAAAUAACACUGUCUAUCACUAUCUUAUAAAUUUUAAAAAUCCUAAUUAAAUCCAUAGUAAAAAAUAUUAUUUGACUAUUUAUAAUUUUAAUUUGAAAAUUUGUUGUUAUAUAUUAAAAAAAAAAAUUGUUAUGCCAAAGUCAGUUUUCCUUUGACUUUUGCCAGCUUUAAGUAUAAUUAAUUACAUAUUAUAAUUUUAAUAUGAAAAUGCUAAUAUAUUUUUAUCUAUUGUAA